Octopus sinensis (East Asian common octopus) is the source of this 1176-nucleotide messenger RNA. RefSeq names its product 60 kDa neurofilament protein-like. The coding region runs from base 7 to 1176 and encodes 389 amino acids. Lineage: Eukaryota; Metazoa; Mollusca; Cephalopoda; Octopoda; Octopodidae. The record is from RefSeq and is a predicted model, not a curated record. The transcript has 3 exons.
UAGCACAUGUCAAGAAACUUAAGAUUUGGUGAUUCUUUCAAGUUUCGCCGAGACUUUAAAGAUGAAAACAAUAUCAAUUCCGAAAACACAACUACCUACUUAAAACAAACUGUAGAAAUCUCAAAUCCGCCCACGAGUCUAGCUUUUGGAACUCCUGAAUUAGACAUGUUUAAAGACUCUAGGAUGAGAGAAAAAUCCGAAAUGACAAAUUUGAAUUCCCGCCUAGCUAAUUACAUAGAAAUUUCUCGAGAAAAGUCAAAUCUAAAUUUUGAAUUGAUGGACGAACUUGAAUAUGUCAAAAACCAAAUCAGAAACGAAACUGGUGCUAUUAAAGAAUUGUAUGAAGCCGAGCUGGGACAACUCAGAAAUGUUCUCGAUGAUAUGGAACAUGAUAAAAACGAAUUUAUUUUGGUUGCUGAUAACAAUCAAAGAAUGUGUGACGAUUUAGAAGAAAGAAUUAACAAUUUUAAAAAUUCAGAAGAGAAUAACAUUUUAAAAAUAAAAGAAUUGGACAACCAACUGUCAAAUUUGGAUUUUAAAAUAAAUAAUUUAUCUUCAAAAAAUGACUUUUUGAAAGAUGAAAAAAACAGAGAUUCUGAGAUUAUAAAGAACUUGAGAUUAGAUCUUGAAAUCGCUCAAAAUGUGUGGGAAUUAUUAAUUUUGCAGGAAUUAAACGAAGAGACGAUUUUACGAUCAGACAGCCAAAACAGAUGUCAAUCAAUUGCGGAAGAAAUACAGUUUAAUACAGAUAUUCACGAACGGGUUUUAAUUAGUCGAAAUAUAAAAAAGGAAUUGAAAGAUUUGCUUGCUAUGGCUAACUACGAUCCACUAAAUCAGUCAAAGGAGUGGUUGAAUUGUGAAUUUUCGUCAUGCAUUAAGGAAAUUCAAGAAGAAUACAACAAUAGGCUGGAUGAAGUCAAAUCUGAAAUGGAAUCUCAAUACAAUACGAAAAAUUCGAUGCUAAUUUCACAAAAUGAAAAGCUUAGAAAUGAGAUUAAACUUUUGAAAGAUCAAUAUGAUUACUUGUCGAUGCAAAAAAUGAAUGAAAUAGACGAAAUCAGAAAGCACCAGGCAGCUGCUCUUGCGGAACUUAGAACAAUUAUUGAUGAUAAUUUAUCUCUACAAAUGGAAAUUGUGUCAUAUCAAAAGUUGCUUGAAUACGAGGAGGCUAGGUAA